UACUCUUGUUAUACCUGCCUCCAAAAUGAUGACGAUGAAAGAUGCCACCUUUAUGACCCCACUGGCCCAAGUUGACUUUGAAACAGGCUGUGUCUUGUUUUGAACCUUAUCACCUGUGGACUGGAUCACCUGGCUUGGUGUUAAAGUACUUAUUUGGGGCGGGGAUUGCACCAAUACUACUACUACUAACACCUUUGAUGUUUUAUAACCCAUGAUGCAAUGCAAUCCCAGUGUGUGUCAGCUGCAUAUAAAUAAGCCCAACACCUCGACUUAGUCUGCAGGCUGGGCCAGGUGCAAGAGUCUUUGAGAAAUACAACGAGCAGCAAUGGGAGAGAAAAUGGAAAUGGAGGACACAGACUGCACUCUGAUGGAGCAGGGGAAGAAGCCAACAGCGCCCAAACCUCCAAACAAAUACGAGACUCUGUUCCAGCCUUGCCUCGCCGAGAUCAUCGGGACCAUGUUCUUUGUUUUUGUGGGCUGUGUGUCCGUCAUUGAGAACGUUCCGGCGGCUGGACGCCUGCAGCCGGCCCUCGUGCACGGACUGGCUGUGGCUGUGAUGGUAGCGGUCAUGGAUAACAUCAGUGGCUCCCAUUUCAACCCUCCCUUCACCAUUGCCAUCUACCUGUGUGGAGGCAUGGAGCUGAUGAUGGUAGGGCCGUACCUGGCCAGCCAGCUGAUUGGUGGAGUGCUGGGAGCGGGAAUGGCCAAGAUGAUGGUCCCUGCAGACCGUUACCUCAACGCAACAGGAGCAGCGUUUGACAUCCUGAAGUCGGAGAGCCAGCUGUCCGGAGCCAUCUUUGGGGAGGUGGCCAUGACCUGCCUGAUCACAAUGGUGGUCCUGCUGGUGGCUGUCAACCAGAAGACCAAAACCCCGCUGGCCCCCUUCCUGGUGGGCUGCACCGUCAUCAUCAACGUGCUGGCAGGGGGCGAUGUUUCGGGGACGUGUCUGAACCCGGCCCGAGCGUUCGGUCCGGCUGUCAUGACAAACUACUGGGUUUACCACUGGGUUUACUGGGUGGGACCCAUCGGAGGAGGCCUGGUGGCCGCCGCUCUGCUCAGGCUCAUUCUGGGUGACAGUAAGUUACGAGUGGUUAUGAAAACAUAACAGCAUCUAUUGUGUGUGUAUUGCAGCAGGUGAUGAUAAACCUGCAAAACCCUGUCCCUUCCUUCUGUGUCAAACUGUAUGAGUUGAAAACCAUGUGGAUUUUAUGAAAUAAAGAACAAAACAUGUAGAUGCUCUCUUCAUUUAUUCUCUUGCAAGAAAUAAAGUAUUGUGUGAAUUAAAAGACACAUUUCAGAAGACAUGAAAAACACAAAGCCAAUUUUGAGCGGCAUGCAGUUUAUUCUCUAAUUGUUCACAAUGAGUGAAAGGAUGGCCUGCAUGUGGCAUUUCCCUCCGCGUGCAGUUUAGCGGUAUCUCUCAGCGAGAGCCAGGGCCACUCC
This is a messenger RNA of Notothenia coriiceps (black rockcod), 1443 nucleotides long. RefSeq names its product aquaporin-8-like. Gene Ontology annotation, biological process: transmembrane transport; water transport. The coding region runs from base 326 to 1105 and encodes 259 amino acids. Lineage: Eukaryota; Metazoa; Chordata; Actinopteri; Perciformes; Nototheniidae. Gene Ontology annotation, molecular function: water channel activity. Gene Ontology annotation, cellular component: plasma membrane. The transcript is spliced from 5 exons. The record is from RefSeq and is a predicted model, not a curated record.